Messenger RNA from Cynoglossus semilaevis (tongue sole), 3086 nucleotides. It is a transcript of the gene tfap2b, whose product is annotated as transcription factor AP-2 beta. Lineage: Eukaryota; Metazoa; Chordata; Actinopteri; Pleuronectiformes; Cynoglossidae. The transcript has 7 exons. Gene Ontology annotation, molecular function: RNA polymerase II transcription regulatory region sequence-specific DNA binding; DNA-binding transcription factor activity, RNA polymerase II-specific. The record is from RefSeq and is a predicted model, not a curated record. Gene Ontology annotation, biological process: regulation of transcription by RNA polymerase II; regulation of cell population proliferation; anatomical structure development. The coding region runs from base 1189 to 2502 and encodes 437 amino acids. Gene Ontology annotation, cellular component: nucleus.
CAUGUUGGUGAGUGAGUGUACGAUGUGGUGGGCGUACGAUGAACAAGGUCAGCGUGUGGAUAUAAUCAACCAACAGUGGUGUCAACAACGUAAAGAAAUCCUGUUGUUGUUUUGAUUCAACAAACACCAGCGUGUUUCACCGGUCGAUCUUCACUGCCUGUUCUUUCCUCUCAGCUGUUUACAGCCAAUAAUGAGAGUUCAAAGGUUCAAAGAGUUAAAGUUACAGGUUAGUGUUUGUCAAACAAACAUCAACGUGGAAAUAACCAGAAGUCUGACAACUUCACAACGUCACAGAACUGUUCCAGGAAGUUAGAACUAGAAGGUUUACACUGAAAUACCUUCAGAUAUGUUUUACUAGAAAAACCACAUUAUGUUAGAGAUAAACAAAGAGCAGGUGAAGGAAGGCAAAACUGCAGAAAUAUAUACAAACCUAUCAGAAAUGUGGUUACAUUUAAAAAGAAAAACACAAAAACUAAUGUUGAUUGUUUUAGAAAAAUGUGGGAGAGCCAGAAACAAUUGACACCAGAUAAUUAUAUAUUACUAAAAUACAUGGCACGAAAGGUCAGAGCUAAAAAAAAAAAAAAAAAAAAUUAAAAAGUUAUGAGACAGAAAAAUGUUCAAAGUGAUGAUGGACUAUGAUUGGACCCCGGACCAGAUUUUACAUAAGUAUAUUUUUUUAGAUUUUACCAUAAAUAGGUAAUAAGAUAAUAAGUUCCUGUUUAUUUGAACCCAAUUAAAUAUUUGACAUUUCUGACCUUUAAAGAAUAAAUAUCCACUCGAUCUGUUCAUGUUUGUCUGCUGUGGAAUCUACUGAGUCUUUUGUGCUUUUAUUUUGGGAAGUGUAUCGUCAUAAAACAGACAAUACAUGUAUUUCCUGUUGGGAAAAAAACUCUCUCUCUCUCCCUCUCUCUCUCUCUCUCUCUUUCCAAAUCUACUGAUUACAGGCAGCUCUGCUUUUACAGUACAGUCGUUCAGGCUCUACAGGGGUUCCCCAUUCACAAGGGAAGGAGAGAGAGGGAGAGAGAGGGUGAGAGAGGGUGAGAGAGGGAGAGAGAGGGAGUGUGUGUGUGUGUGAGAGAGAGAGAGGCAGAGCGAGGGUAAGUGAGAGAGAGAGAGAGAGAGAGAGUAGAGACGCCCGUUCUUUCUUCACUUGGCUGCAUUCGGUUUCCUGACUCCAGAGAAGCGACCAUGCUGUGGAAACUAGUAGAGAAUGUCAAGUAUGAAGAUAUUUACGAGGACCGGCAUGACGGGGUUUCGAGCCACAGCUCGCGUCUGUCCCAGCUGGGCUCUGUGUCUCACGGCGGCCCAUACUCCAGCGCGCCGCCGCUCUCACACGCCCCUUCGUCGGACUUCCAGCCCCCCUACUUCCCGCCCCCCUACCAGCCGCUCGCUCACUACCAGAGCCAGGACCCGUACUCCCACGUCAGCGACCCGUACUCCCUCAACUCCCUGCACCAGAGCCAACAGGGCGCAUGGGCCGGGGCACGGCAGCGGCAGGACGCCGCCGGGGAGCGCAUGGAGAGCUCGGCCCUGCUGGCGCAGCCGCGGGCCUCCCUGCCCCAGCUCUCCGGCCUGGACCCCCGGCGGGACUACGGCGGGGGGAGGGGGCCCCGCGGGGCGCCGCCCAUAAUAAAACUAAAUACUGAUUCUAACUGUUUGUUCUGCUUCUCACAGACCAUCGAAGACACCAACGGGACCAACAUCCUGGAUCAGUCGGUCAUUAAAAAGGUUCCUAUGCCUCCUAAACACAUCGGCUCCCUGAUGCUGGGGAAAGACGGUCUGAUCGGGGGCGUGAGCGUCAACAUUAACGAGGUGUUCUGUUCGGUACCGGGCCGCCUGUCGCUGCUCAGCUCCACCUCCAAGUACAAAGUGACCGUAGGGGAGGUGCAGAGGAGACUGUCUCCACCCGAGUGCCUCAACGCCUCCCUGCUGGGGGGAGUGCUGAGAAGAGCGAAAUCCAAAAACGGUGGGAAGUGUCUGAGGGAGAAGCUGGAGAAGAUUGGACUGAAUUUACCCGCAGGACGACGCAAAGCUGCCAACGUCACUCUGCUGACGUCACUGGUCGAAGGUGAAGCCGUCCACCUGGCCCGGGACUUCGGUUACAUCUGUGAGACGGAGUUUCCCACCAAAGCCGUGAGCGAGUACCUGAACCGUCAGCACGCAGACCCCAACGAGCUGCACACCAGGAAAAACAUGCUGCUGGCCACGAAACAGCUGUGCAAGGAGUUUACAGACCUGCUGGCCCAGGACAGGACUCCCCUGGGCAACUCCAGGCCCUCGCCCAUCCUGGAGCCAGGCAUCCAGAGCUGCCUCUCUCACUUCUCCUUCAUCACACACGGCUUUGGGUCGCCCGCCAUCUGCGCCGCCCUCACCGCCCUGCAGAACUACCUCACCGAGGCUCUCAAAGGACUCGACAAGAUGUUUCUCAACAACCCUUCCAACAACCAGCACGGGGACGGCAGGAACAAGGCCGGGGACAAAGAGGAGAAGCAGCGGAAAUGAAGCUGAGGGCAGCAGGGCCCAGUUGAGCAGGAGGAGGCCGCGUAUUUACACCUGUUAUUUCUAGCUUUAACACCGCUGCCACUGACUGGCCACACGCAGGACCGAGGGAGAAGAGGAGGAAGAGGAGGAAGAGGAGGCGCAGAGAGCCAGAGAAGGGCAGAGGAAGACACCCGUAGGCCAGUGUCGGAGACCACAGAGGGAUUUUUCAUCUGUGUUACGUCCCUUUUACCCCCCCCACCCCUGAGGACAUGCUGGUUGCUGUGUUACAUCCAUUUUUGUCCCCUGCCUCUGCUUCCUGUGAGAGCAGCCAACGGACGACAGUGCGUGCAUGUGUGCCUAAAUGAAUGUGUGCAAGUGGGUGUGUUUCGUCUCCACACGGGGGAGAAAAAAAAAAUGCAGCGUUGUGUGUUUGGAAAUACUGUGGCGAGGAAAGUUUUAUCUGUGAUAAAGGUUUGGUCUGGUCAGGCCGAGGGCGUUAACUUAUGUGUGUAAAUAUUUAUUUAUAUUAAUUUAAAUGAACGGUUGUGUAAAUAGGUUCACCAGCUUUUUUGGAGUAGGCCUAUUUAUCUGUGAUUUAACCCUUU